UGUCAGUUACCGAAUCGACUGUUGUGUGUGUAGAUUUGCAGAAGGAAAUAGACAGAAAAGAAAAUAGAGAGAAAGUGUGAUUGUACAGUUUUGAUUUAUGUUGACGUAAUUUAUGAUUUUAAGUCGUUAUCUAAGUAGAUGUACAGGAACAGCAAGCUAAGUGACACUAUGAGUCCAAUUUUAAAGUCAUUUUGAAAGUGUAGCAUAUUCUAACAGUUUAAAAAAAGAUGCUUUAAAUAUCAAUUAUUGAAAUGGACUUGCUACAAAUUAAGACUUCCAGAAGUAAAUAUGUCAAGAUGUUUUGACACAACUGAACUUCUGUGUAUUUGGAAAUUUGCUUUCGAAGUUGUAUAGGCUCACAUUUAACGGACUUCCACAAUGAGAUAAAUUUGCAGAUUACUGAAUAUCAGAAGUAUAUAAUCAUGGCUUCCGGCAAUAAUUCAAUGGAUGGAAGUAUCAACAAUGACAACUUGCCUCGGAACUACGUCGGUGGGUCUGCAGAGCGAGAGCGAGGAAGGGACUACGAUGCUCUCAAACAGCAAUGUGAGAAAGCAAAUAGUGAACUUCAGUUACUCAGAAGGCAACACAGCGAGGCAGUACGGCGUUGUGAGCACACGAUGAAAGAUCUUGAUUAUUACCGAGGACAGCACCACGCGGCCAUGACACAGCUGGAGGCUGCGGCUCAGGAGACCUCUACACUGCGGUCCAAGUACGGAGACCUGGCCGCCGACAAGCAGAGGCUGGAACGGGAGUUGGCUGUCCACCAGGAUAGCAACUUAACAGAGGCUGGAAAUACUGACACUCUGAACCAACAUUACAUGACAACUCGCAGCAAGUAUGAGGCAAUCAAGGAGGAGUACGAUGCACUGAGGAAACGCUAUGAUGAUCUGAUAACUUCUCACUCAUCAACAGUCGAUAAACUAGAGUUAGCUCAGGAGGAGAUAGGGAGAGUGAAGAAGAAAUGUGAAGAGAUGAUGCAGGAAAGGAAUGUGGCUAUACGGGAACGCAAUGGUCUGAAACAGCAAUGCACCGCUGCGAUCAGGCAGUGGGACAUUGCCCUCCGGGAGAGGAACGAGUACCAGGAGGCACUGACCAAGGUGCAGCAGCAACAUGAGGAGGCAGUGAAGGAGAUAAAUCAGGCGAUGGCAGUGCGGAUGAAGGCUAACAAGGACAUGAAGCGCCUGACUGAGGAGCGCAAUGCAGCUAUGCAGGAAUAUUCACUGGUCAUGAGUGAGCGUGACUCUGUACACAAGGAAAUGGAGAAACUGUCCGAGGAUCUCACGCAGGCAUACAAGAAAAACAAAUCUCUUGAAAUUGAAACCAAAGAAAUUUUAGAGGAGAAAACCGCUCUCACGUAUCAUAUUGAAACACUAAAAAGAGAAAUACAGUCAGCUCUUCACGAUAGAGACAAAGCGCUAAAGGAGUGCUACGAUCUUCAAGAGAGGUUUGGAGAGUUUACGGCCAAAGAAGAGUCUCAACGUGAAGGAUACAAGUCUCGUUUUGAAUACGCCUACAACAGAGAAAGGGAGGUAGGGAUAAAAGACCCACAUGAAUUACAGCCGACAACUAUGGAUCUCUUUGGGAAAUGUCAAAAGGAAAGGAUGGAUAAUCUUGACCAAGCAAAUCAAGAGUUAGACAAGCUCAGAAAACAUGCUGACAAAUUGCAGUCUGAGUUACAAGAGGCACUGCAAGAAGCGGAGGUGAGCAAGAGAAGGCGGGACUGGGCUUUCAGUGAGAGAGACAAAAUCGUGUUAGAGAGAGAGAGUAUUCGGUCUCUGUGUGACCGGCUGCGGAGGGAGCGAGACCGUGCAGUGUCGGAUCUGGCUGAGGCACUGCGAGACUCGGAUGACAUCAAGAAACAGAGGAAUGAAACUACCAAAGAACUUAAUGUCCUCAAGGAAAAGAUGGAAGCACAGCUGGAGAAGGAGAGCAGGAUGUUACAACUGCACGCGACCAGUCACAACUAUAGCCAUGACUCUGCCAUCGACAAUGACCUGCAGGAGUGGGACACUGAAGUCGUCGAAAUUGAUCUGGUUGGUCUGGCAUCAGAUGAGGACCUUGGGCUGGAUCUUAUUGGUGGGCGAGAUGAUCCUCAGUACCCUAAUGACAGUGGGAUUUAUGUAUCGUGUGUGGCCAAGGGUAGCAUCCUGGAGGGCAAGCUCAGGCCGAAUGAUUGCAUCAUUAGAGUGAACAACCUAGAUUGCACCAAUGUGAGCAAGCGAGUGGUGCUGGAAACAAUGCGCUCGAGUGGUGGAGCUGCGAUCAUCGUAGUGCGACGGAGGAAGGUGGGAGCUCGCAGCCUCUACACCACACAGCUGCAACUGAGUAAUUACGAGCAUGGCCUCACCUUGGAGACAGGAAUUUACAUAUCCAAAAUCAGUCCUGGGUCAUUGGCAGCUAAAGAAGGAAAUUUAGCUGUAGGAGACAGAGUGCUCAGUAUAAAUAACAAAACUAUGGAUGGACUGAAAAACAGCAGAGAUGCCAUGGCCAUCUUGAACGAGCCCAGUGACCUUUUGACAAUCACAACUCUGAAGUGGGGAAGCGGGUUGAUGGACUACAAGAAGACCACACAUGCCACAACUCAGACGGAGAGCUUGUUACGAGAGGGGAUAAUGCGCUAUUCCCCGAAACAUGAUGCCCCACCUGUGUUCAAGUGGAGCAGACGCACCAACAACAAGUGUAACCGUAACUCAUCACCCGUCACAUUCGAACAGGAGCGUGAUGAUGCUAUAGCGGAACUGGACUCUGUCAUUGAGAGUCAGAGUCACCAUCCCAGGAUCCAUCGCCGCACUAAAAACAUCGAGAAGAAUGGGGGAACGUGGCCUAAAGCAAGGGGAGGUCCAGUGAUCGAACACGGCACAGGGACCAUAGUCCACCCCCGGAAGAACAAGGAGCGACUGCCAUUGUCCGUGCUGCUCAACAAUAGUCCGUCGUACACUCUUCCACCGCCUUGCUGGAACGAGCAGAACCGACGCAGCGUAAUGACUCCAUCAGAUGCUAGCAUUGACCUGUCAGUCAAGUCUGGAAACAUUGGUAAGGAGGGGUUGGAAUACUACGUGAAGAAGCGGCCUAAGUAUCUGACCACGGAAGCAGAGAGCACAGCCGAACACAGCCGCAUCCACUCACAACUGUAUGGCUCGCCCCACUACCCCUUCACACCCUUCCUCCAUUCCCACCCCCACCCACACACCAGGUACCCUAUCCCCUCCUCCCAAAGUGGGGACUCCGUCAACUCUCGUUCCUUCAGCUUUGAGCCGACUUUCACCCAGUUCCACCACACCCACUCUCCCUCAGUAGACUCCCAUUACCACAAGGGGGCCAGGUCCAUCCCCGCCGCCCACUCCACCCACCCCGGCUACGAGCACGAAGCCUACCACACGUAUGAAGGUGGCACAUUCCCACGCAAGAAAGAAAACCAACGAUUUAGGAUACCAUCAAACCCAAGUGUUACCAGUAAGAGUAGUGGUGGAAAGGUAUCUACCGGUAGUAUAGAGAAAGCUUCUGAUCGAGGGAGCCCCAUGCCGACAUUUCAUGUAGAAGUUCUCAGCCCUGGACUGCGCCAGAACAAGAGGAACUCCCUGCCUGACUACACUUGGUCUCAUCAGAAACCCUCGCCAGGAGAGCUGCGUCGUGUUCACAUCGACAAGUCCGUAGAACCGCUCGGUAUCCAGAUCUCGUGUCUGGAGAAGAGCGGUGGAGUGUUUGUGUCGACUGUCAGCGAACAUAGCCUUGCAUCUCAAGUUGGGCUGCAGGUAGGAGACCAGCUGCUGGAAGUGUGUGGUAUCAAUAUGCGCAGUGCCACGUACCAGCUGGCAGCCAGUGUGUUGCGGCAGUGUGGCAACUCAAUCACCAUGCUGGUCCAGUACAGUCCAGAGAAGUACCACGAACUGGAAGGCACAGCCAGCUCUAGUAGUGGGGGUCAUACACGCUCAGGUUCGCCAACUCCUCGCAACUCCCCUCGUACCACUCACAAGUCAGGUGUACCACAGCUCACACAACAUCAAAUAUCGCAGGCCAUUUCUACCAUUACCAGGCAAAAAUGUGACAGGCAAACUGAUGAGCCAGUGAAAUCUCCUGUGUAUGAUCCCCGUUACUUGAUGAUAGAGACCCACAAGUGCAGUAACCUUGGCAUCAGUCUGGUUGGCGGGAACGCUGUCGGUAUAUUUGUCCACAGUGUUCAAGUCAACUCUCUUGCGUACAAUUCAGGAUUGAGAACUGGAGACCAAAUCUUGGAGUACAACGGGACAGAUUUGCGCCAAGCCACCGCAGAGGAAGCAGCUUACGAGUUGGCAAAGCCUGCUGACAAAGUUACCGUUCUUGCUCAAUACAAUAUUGACAGAUACAAUGAUAUCAAAGACAAGCCUGGAGACAGCUUCUACAUACGAGCACUGUUUGACCGCCUGGAGGAGGUGGGGGACGCUCUGCAGCUCAGGUUCCACAAGGACGAUGUGCUGUACGUGGACAACACGAUGUUCAAUGGUGUGCCCGGACACUGGCGAGCCUGGCUGGUCGAUGAGGACGGCAACCGCCAACAGUGUGGCAUCAUCCCCAGCAAAUACAAGGUGGAAGAAGAGCUACUCCUUAGACGUAGCUUGGGAGAUCUGGAAGGUGACGCAAGGAGAGCGACAAGACGCAGUUUCUUUCGUCGCAAGAAGCACCAACGAAGUGACUCCAAAGAGUUGGCUAGUUUCUCCAACAUCAACCUGGGAUGGUACAGUGAUUCCGGAACUCUGAACGAGGACACAGCCCUGUGCUCUUACCAGCGGGUCACUCGGCUUAAUGCGGAGCCUGUGUACCGGCCCGUGCUGGUAGUGGGACCGCUCAGUGACUGUGUAACAGAGAAGCUGAUUCAAGACUUCCCGGACGUGUUCACCCGAUGCCUACCGGAGGUGAUGCACUGUUCCCAGACCACCAUGGAGAAGGGAAUCUCAGAUAAUCUAUUCGUUGACUACAGGAAGAAAGGGAGCUUCUUUGAAUGUACUUCCAUUUCAGCGAUCAAAGACAUCAUGUGUGAUAAGCGUUGUCACUGUGUGAUAGACAUCGCCCUGUCUUCUGUAGAGAGAUUGCACAGACAUCAAGUUUAUCCGAUUGUACUACUCAUCAAGUUUAAAUCAACCAAACAAAUAAAAGAAGUAAAAGACACUCGGUACCCUCUGGACAAAGUUACUGCCAAGGCAGCAAAGGAGAUGUAUGAACAUGCUCUGAAGCUAGAGUCUGAAUACAAACAUCACAUCUCAGCUGUGAUCCCGGCCGGAGUGAAUGUGGCGUAUAUGUGCACUCAGAUCAAGGCGGCUGUGGAUAUUGAGCAGAGCAAGACGCUGUGGGUGCCCUGCCCGAACAUGUGACCUAGUGUCUCUACCCUGACCAUAUAGAUACGCACCUGCACUACAGAACUUUAUAGCAAAUACUACUUUAGGUUUAGGUAAUGGAACAGUUAACCAACUCACAUAUUAUGUGUUAUUUAUUGUAAGAUUGAUGACCCUGUACAUAAUGUUUUAUAUAAUAAUAAUUGUAGAGAAAUUAUGCAAAGGAUUUUGGCAUCGGAUGCAUACUAGCAAACUAUGUAAAUAUUGUUCAUUUUAUAUCAAAGUUUUAUUUACAAAAAGUAUGAUUGAUACAAUCAAAUUGAAUGUUGCAUAUAGGAGAAUAUUUAGUACUCAACUUUAAUGUCAUGAUAAAAAUAUCAAAUUCUGUAUAUAUAAAAUCGGUUUAACCUGUAGAAAUGUAAAAAUAUUUGCUAAUUUCUAACAAUUUAACACCGGAAAUUGUUGAAUAAAUUGUCUUAAAUUUAAUUUUUGUAGUUUAUAUUUAUUGGCACUUACAUUACAAGAUAACUUAAACCAGAUUGUUUGUAUUGGGCUUUAUUGUUAAGUAGUUUUUAGAAAAAGGGUGUUAUCUUAGUGCUGGAAUGUACCAAUGUUUAUUGUAGAUUUAAUUAUGUAUAGCUUUAAUCUAGGAUAAAAUCACUAUAUCACCAAAUAGUAAGUGGUUACAUGUUUUGUAUGUAUAUGUUAGUAGAUUUCUAUGUAUCAUUCAAACAAUGAUAUAAACGUGUUUGUAUUAAAAUAUGCAAACAUUACAUUGUACAAUUUUAUGUUGGGCAGCUUUCAUUUGACUGAAUGAUAAAAUAUUUAAUAUAUAAUUUUAUUUUUUAUAUUUUUUUAUAUUUUUAUUAGAAUUAUUACUUAUGUUUCAAUGACAACCAAUGUUAAAUGUUAAUAAUUGCUGUUAAAAAUUUCCAUUAAAAUUUGAAAUAGUAUUUAGUAAUUAUGUAAUGGAUUUAAAAUACAAUUUAUUUCUUUUGUUAAUACAACGAUAAUUUUACAUGCAAAAUUACUUUUUUGAAUAAAAUGUUUGAGAUCUUUAUACCAUAUUUGUACAACACCUGUACUGUAACUUAUAAUAUUGAUAACUUUGGUAAAAUAUUUCAAGAAUACUAUGUCACUUAAAUACUUUGUUAUUACAAUUUUAAUAAUGCUGAUUUACAUUAUUUGUUAGCAAAAUUUGUGGUUGCUGAAACAGUGGUGCUUAUAAAAUGUUCAAUAAAAGUAAUAAUUAUUUGUUAAAUUAAUGGAAGUAACACAUUUUGUCAUGAAGUAAUAAUUAUAAACAUAAUAUUGUUGUUUAUACUACUCUUUUGAUAAUAUUCUGACUGUCAGUACGGCAUCAUCCGUGAAUCAAAUUGCAUUAGGCGAACAAUUAAAUUCCUUACAGUAAUAUUGUACAUUCAUUAUCACACCAGAGGUUUUUUUACAGAUUCUCUGUUCAGAAUAUUGUUCACUGGUUGAGAGCAGUGAUUACUUACCUCGUGGUGGACAGUCCUGACAGUCCUUGCACCCGUCUUGUUAGACUGCCACAGUGUUGGUAGAUUGAUCACUAACUGAAAUCAAUAUUUAUUUCAAACAUAUAAUACAUCAAGAGAAAAGUUCUUUUAGUCAUAAAUUAAUAGUGGUUUAGUUAUUGGUUCAUCGAUAACAUUGAUUAUUGAAUCACUCUGUUUUAUAAACUCUAAAAUGUUCUAUAAGUUCAUAUAGCUUUGCCAUAGUGCAUAAAUUUGCAUAAAAUUUGCUUUAAUUCUUUUAUUUGAAAGACAUUGUGAUUAUUUGGUCAAAGCCUCUGUUAGACAUAUUUAAAAUAAUCGUGUAGUUUUUAGUGAGUGAGCACCAUAUAAUAUUGAUAAUAUUUUCCCCAAACCAGCUUGUGUACAUGUGUAGAAGAUUAAAUACAUAUAUAACCAGUGAAUAAAAUAUAGCUCAGAGGUUGAUAAUUUAUAAGAACCACUUUGUAAUUUUAUAACAAAUAUGUCAUAUUGUAGUAGAUGUUCAACAAUGCUGGAUUAGAAAUAGUGUGAGUGUAAUUUUAAAAGAAGUCCUGUUGUAUUAUAAUAUAUUGAUCGUAUUAUAAUACAUAGUAUCAGAUCCUUUUUUAGUUAAUCUUAAGAAUUACUUGAUUGACUAUUAUAGUAUUUGUUACUUUAAGCUUUUGUAUUUAAAUUGUUGAUUAUUCAGAUUUUACCACAGUUUAUAAUUUUAUGGAAGUGAAAUUCGCACAUUACGGUUGUAAUUGAUUCCUUGCAAUUUUAUGAAUGAAACAUCAGCUUAACAUAAACAGUAGCUUGGUUAAAACAGUUUUUUCCAUCUACAAUACUGGACUGCUUGAAAUUAAUAUUUAAUACAUUUAAUACUAAAAUGAGGUAACAAACAUUAUUUAGUUAUAUAAUGUUUGUAUUGUACAAAAAUCUUGAACACAAAUUGUAAAAAUUAAACGAGCUCCUUUUUUAACUUUUAAGAUUCAACACUUUGUAAGAACCACAUAAUAACUACCACAGUUAAGCAAGCUUAACUUGUGGGUGUGCUGUGUGCAAUAAUUAAUUACACUUUUGUACUGGCA
Homalodisca vitripennis (glassy-winged sharpshooter) is the source of this 7890-nucleotide messenger RNA. RefSeq names its product disks large homolog 5 (gene Dlg5). Lineage: Eukaryota; Metazoa; Arthropoda; Insecta; Hemiptera; Cicadellidae. The record is from RefSeq and is a predicted model, not a curated record. Gene Ontology annotation, molecular function: protein binding.